UUCAGCGUAAACGGAAGUGAACAUUGACCAACAACAAUUUCGUAUCUUAGUGUUUUUAUUGUUGUUAUUUAGACGUUUAUUAACACCCUGGAACUCAGAAUGUGACUAAUUUAGCUGUAUAGCCUCACAUACGUACACCCAGGUAGUGUAUAAUUCGCGUUGGAGACAGAACUUGGUUGGAAGAUAGUAAUGCUAGGUAACUUAGCUGCUAACAAUGGCUAAAUGUAUGGUUUUUCACACUCAAAUAGCCUCCAUUAUGGAGGUGCUAGCGAAUGCAGCCGUGGCAGAGAUCUGUAAACUCGUCGAUGACGACUAUGCAGUGUUUCGUUUGGAAAUAACUCAAAGCCAGAAAGAAAACAGGACAUUGCAGAGGAAACUACAGCUUCUUGAACUGAAGGUGGCACGGGAGCGCGCAGAGAGGACAACUCGAGAGCGCGCCCUAGCUAGUCGUCCCAGUAGUGUCAAAAUCCUCGACCGAUACAGAGGAAUGGCAAGAGGUGAAGGACAUCUCACUGGAGGCCACAAGAGCUUUGUGAAGCCAGUAGGACACAACGUGUGGAGAGAUGACCAACCAAUAGCUAUAGAUGAGGGCAGUGGAACCUCCACCCAGCAUGUUAUCGUGAAAGCGUCUGCAGAUGCAGAGGCUGCAGGUCCUGGGUUCAAGCUGGAAAUGUAUGAAGGAAAGGAGGACCCACCGCACAGCAGAGACAUCCAGACUGGAGUGCUUGCUGUAGCCACGGAGGACCCCACCCUCGCCCCAGCACUGCCCAGGGCCCAAUGCAGCAUCACGGAGGUCAGUGGAACGCUGAACACCGUCCUCAAGUCAGAGACCGACACUGAGACUUUAACGGUGCUGGAGCGACUGGGCUGUCCUCCUGCUACCCGCACAGAGUAUUUAGUUUACGGGAGCCCGAGGACGGCUCUGUUCCAUCAGGACUCAGGUGAUGCGUUACAGAUUGGCAAUGAUCCGUCCUGUUCAUACGCUACAGAGAUGAUACCUGGUGACAUGCCUGUGGGCUUAGAUACACAAACUAAUUCAAUGAGAGGGGACUGGAACCGGUACAGUAGUAGUGUCUACUCUGAAAUGUGUCUAGAUAAGAAAGGGGAGGGUCUGGUCAUAGAUGAGGUGACUGUGAAAGUGGAGGGUGAUGCUCUUCUGACAUGGAAUGCAGACCAGACUCACUUAAGAGAAGGACACUCUCAGGAAAACAAGAGUGACUUCUUAGACUACAGGGAAAGCUUAGAGCCAAAUCCAAAUAUUGCAACCCACUCCCCUUUACACACGCUCAAGGAACGCGACCCAGUGUCCACGUCUAUGGCACCUUCCGAUUCACACAACCAUGCCCUUAUCGAUCAGGUAUUGAACUCAAACGACAAGACUAGAGCCCUGGCCCAGGGAGGGGGAGCAACAUCAGGCGUUAAUAAGGAUAAACGGUUCUUCUGCAUGUUCUGUAACAAAGGCUUCAACUGCCCUCAGAAGGUGGAGAUCCACCAGAGGGUCCACAUAGGGGUGAAACCCUUCAGCUGUACCCAGUGUCACAUGCGCUUCUCCCUGGCUUGGAACCUGAAGAUCCACCAGAGGGUCCACACAGGGGAGAAACCUUACAGCUGUGCCCAGUGUCACAUGCUCUUCUCCCACUCGUCCAGCCUGAAGAGGCACCAGAGGAUCCACACAGGGAAGAAACAAUUCAGCUGCCCCUAGUGUGGGAAGACGUUCUCCCACCAGAACCAGCUGAUGAUGCACUUGGAGUUUCACACUGGAGAAAGGUCGUUUGCCUGUACGCACUGCGGGAAGAGGUUCUCAGAGAGGAGCUACCUCUGGAUACAUAAGCUGAAAAAACAUUUGACUGUAUAAUAUAGAAAGUAACCAUUCCACUUGAUAGCUUCUGACAUUUAGAUCAAACCCUGCAUUAAAGACAGAUAGAUUUUCAUUUGGAAUAACAAGAGUAACAGAUUUCAGUGUUGAAUAUUCCUGUGUAGAAUAUUGCAUUGAGACAGUGGCCGUGUCCAUAUAUCCAUACUAGCGUACGACAUACUUAAACUGUAUACUCAUUUCGGCAUUGGAUCUAGUAGAAUUCACUCACCUUUUCCCGUGUUUGACAACAGCUGAUCAUCAGAUAAAUGAAUGCUCUGUACCAAAAUGAAUGAAUGGCGGGAGUCUACGUAAUCAAACAAUAGAUGAUGCAUUCAGUGUACUAUUUUCAACAUUUCAUAUACUAUAGAAUUGUAUUUUUCGGCAUACUAUUUAGUACGCUAUUAUGGGUAUUUGGACACGGCAUUGUGUGAUUUAAGGCAUAUAUAAGCCUAAAAAGUCUGUUACAUAUCGUGUUUGUACUGUGUAGGAUAUAUGAUGUUCACAAAUGCCUAUUUCAUUACUUCCAUUCAACUACUUCAUUUUCCCCCCAAGACACUUUUCAAUGUGAAAAAUAAUGCAGUUUGUCAAGUUCAUGCAGAUUUUUUGAUGAGACUUUUUGGGGUCAUUUGAGCAGAUGCGCUUAUCAAGAGCGACUUACAAUUUUUGCAUUCAUCUUAAGAAAGCUGGGUUAGACAACCACAACACAGUCGUAGCAAGUACAUUUUUCCUCACUAAAGUACUUAUCAACAACGUUCGGGCAGGGACUCUUCUGUCUUAGCUUCAGGGGGAAGCUGGUUCCACCAUUGGGGUGCCAGGACAGAGAAGAGCUUUGACUGGUCUGAGUGGGGGCUGCAAGCUUUGACUGGAAGCCAAUGGAGGAUGCUGAGGAGUUGGGUGACAUGGAAGAGUUUAUAAAGGUUGAACACCAGGUGUGCUGCGGCAUUUUAUAGCAGUAUUUUUAUUGGAAUUUCACAAUUCUCACCCAUAUUAAGAGAUACAACAACAGAGACAAAGCACACAAAAAAACAGCACUCACUUACACAUAUAUACAUAUAUAUAUACAUACAUACAUACAUGCAAAUACACAUAUAUACACGUAUACACAUACAUACAUACCACACACACCCAUACAUACACCAUUUUCCUCUUCCCGCUCUGUGCUUCUCACCCCAUCCCCAUCAUUGCGUCUCUCAAUACAUGCAUUUUAAACAAACUUGCAAACAGAAAUUAAACAAAAAAGCUCAGUUUAAACCAAGAAGUUAGGUUCCACACAUGGAACGUACAGUGUAGUUCUGAAAUACAUAGAUCCCCGCCAUUCUAAGAGAAUCCUUGCAGCAUAAUAGCUGAUACCUCAGGUUCUAGGUAAUUUAGAUAAGGUACCCAUACUUUGUAGAACUGGUCUGUUUUAGAAUGCAAUGUACAUGUCAGAUAUUCCAGAGGCACCCAUUCAAAUAGUAUCUUAUGCCAAUCUUUAAUAGAAGGAACCUUAUCACUAAUCCACUGUAAAAGGAUGUUUUUCCUCGCUGCGAAGGUAAGGAUGUUGUAAAACCUCCUUUUACCCACGGAGGUAACAUGCCUACUAGGGAGACCUAACAGUAAAUAAACUGUGUCCAAUUCUAGAUAAACCCCUAGGAUCUUUUCAAUUUCUUGCAGAACACCAGACCAGUAUCUUUGGUGGUGCUCUUCAGAAUAUAAUGUCUUACUUGUAGGAAGCGGAAAAAGUCCUGCUUUGGGAGUCGAUAUUUCUCGACCAUCUGCUCAAAUGACAAAAUCUUAUCAGCAAAUAAGUCAUUUAGCCUGCGUAUGCCCUUAUUAAGCCAAAAGUUAAAGCCAGCAUCCAGCAAUCCUGGACUGAAAUCUGGGUUGUUAAGAAUUGGGGUAAGAGCAGAGGUUAGUUUGGACCUUCCCAGGAAGCGUUGAACUGACCUCCAUACUUUGAGUGUGUUAAGUGUAACGGGAUUAUUGCAGUGAUCUUCUACAGACUUGAAACUUCUGAAAAAUAAAAGAUCCUGUAAGGGGUAUUUUGAAAGAGAAGUCUCAAUGUCUAACCGCAUAGAGGAGUCCUCAUUUGUGAUCCAGUCAGAAAUAUAACAAAGGUGGGCACACCAUUGAUAGAACCUGAUAUUGGGCAGGUCCAAGCAGCCCAUAGUCUUGGCUUGCGUUUACUCCAUAUAAAGGAACUUAGCCAUCCAUUUACAUCCUUUAUUACCUUAUUGGAGAGUAAUACUGGGAUCAUUUGGAUUGGGUAAAGUAGUCUAGGUGAAAUGUUCAUUUUCAAGAGGGAUAUUCUACCCAACCAAGAAAUCGGGAGAGAGUUCCAGCGUUCCAGAUCCUGUCUUAUUGUAUCAAACAAGGGAACAAAAUUGGCUUUGUACAUUUGCUGGAAUUUAGGAGUUACAAAUAUACCCAGAUACAUGAAACCUGAGGGAGACCAUUUAAAAGGGAAGGGGGGAGAAGUAUUAGGUACAGAGUGUAGGUUACCAAGUGGCAUAGCCUCUGAUUUAGUUAAGUUAAUCUUGUAGCCUGAGAAUUCGCUGAAUAAUUCAAUAAUAUUAAUAAGAGAUGUAAUUGAAGUCUCAGGACUAGAGAUGAAUAUCAGGACAUCAUCAGCAUACAAGCUUAUAUUAUGGUGAACAUCAUCACCAAUGAGCAGCCCCUGUAUAGCAGGAGUUACCCUGAUGGCCUCGGCCAGUGGUUCCAUAACGAGUUCAAAGAGGAGAGGGGAUAAAGGACAGCCCUGUCUGGUACCUCUGUGUAUAGAGAAGCUAUUUGACCUUAGCCCAUUAGUAAGGACAGCAGCCUGAGUAUCAUCAUAUAAAACUUUCACUCAUUUUAUAAAGUUGUCCCGUAGACCAAAUUUAUUUAGAGCAUAUAAUAGGUAAGACCACUCCACACGAUCAAAUGCUUUCUCAGCAUCUAGGGAGAGCACAAGACCAUCCAUAGCACUUUGUUGGUAGGCUUGAAUUACAUUAAGAAGCCGCCUGACAUUGUUGCAUGACUUACGGCCCUUAAUGAAGCCAGUUUGGUCUCCUUUCACAAUUAGUGGCAGUGAGUCCUCUAAUCUUGUGGCUAGAAUUUUAGAAAGCAAUUUUCUAUCCACAUUCAGACGGGAAAUUGGUCUGUACGAGGAACAAGACUCUGGACAUUUUCCCUUUUUGAGAAUAAGUGAAAUGUUGGCUUCCUUCAGCGUUUGAGGGAGCUGGUCAUUUGAAAAUGAGUGGUUACACAUAUCACGCAAUGGCUCAAGGAUCAGGCCAUGGAACUCUUUAUAGAACUCACUACAAAACCCGUAUGGUCCUGGGGACUUACCAUUUUGCAGAUUCUUAAUUGCGAACAUUAUCUCUUCCUUGGUAAUAGGGGCAUUAAGGAGAGACCUCUGUUCUUCGAAGAUAGUAGGGAGCUCAAUCUUACAAAAGAAGUUCUCCAUUCAUUUGGGUGCAUCCUUUGGCAGUUCUGAGGCAUAAAGGUUUGUAUACAAUUUCUUAAAUGAGUCACUUAUCAAUUAAUUUUCAUAUAAAUGAUUACCAUCAGAAUCAGUAAUAGUAGCAAUUGACUGAGAGACAGCUCUCUUUUUAGCUAGGUAUGCCAAAUACUUUUCUGACUUAUCGCCAUGUUCAUAUAGCUUUUGCCUGACAAAUCUAAUUUUCUUUUCAGCGUCCUGUGUUAGGAGUGAGUCUAACGUUGAUCUAAUGACUGAUAUUUCCUUUAAUAGGGCAGGAGUGGGAGUUUUAAUGUAGUCCUUCUCUUUAGUUCCUAAUUCACCCUCUAACAUUUUUUGCUUUUCACGCUUUUUCCGUCGCUUAGUAGCUGUGUAUGACAUAAUCAGACCCCUGGCAUACGCUUUACAGGUCUCCCAAAGGAGCAAGGGGUUAUCUGUUGAUUGAGAGUUAAAAAUGCUUUAAACUCUGUAAUAAAAUAUGUGAAUGUAUGGUCUUUAAGAAUGGUUGUAUUCAACCUCCAAUGUCUUGACCGAUUGAAUGCCCCUUUGAGUUUUAUGUCCAGCAUCACCUCAGCAUGAUCAGAUAUGACUAUGCUUCCUAUCAUAGCGGAUAAAACAGACUGCAAAGACAUCAUGGGCAUAAAAAGUAAUCUAUUCUAGUCUGACAUCCAUGAGGUGCAGAGAAAAAAGUGAACUCUCUGUUGGAGGGAUGAAAAGCUCUCCAGACAUCUGCAUACCCCAAAUCAUCACAAAUAGCUUUAAGUGACUUAGCUUGAGGAGAGAGUGAAGCUAUACCGCUGGGAAACUUAUCAAUAAGGGGGUUCAACAAGCAGUUAAAAUCUCCUCGAACCACUGCAGUGUCCGAGUUUAAUUCUGAAAAGUCUAGAAAUACCUUAGUGAGGAAAUCAGGGGGGUGAGCAGGGGGGAAGUAAAUAUUAAUUAUGCAAAUGUACUGCCCUUGUGAAGUACCAUUAAUUAUAACAAAGCGACCAAAUUGAUCUUUCACACAAUUCAAGACCUUAAGUGGUAAGUUCUUUUUCACAAGAAUUGCUACACCUCUACUCCUGGAUGUAAAUGA
Messenger RNA from Oncorhynchus gorbuscha (pink salmon), 6372 nucleotides. Its product is annotated as zinc finger protein 34-like. Gene Ontology annotation, biological process: regulation of transcription by RNA polymerase II. The transcript has 3 exons. The coding region runs from base 215 to 1702 and encodes 495 amino acids. Lineage: Eukaryota; Metazoa; Chordata; Actinopteri; Salmoniformes; Salmonidae. The record is from RefSeq and is a predicted model, not a curated record. Gene Ontology annotation, molecular function: DNA-binding transcription factor activity; RNA polymerase II cis-regulatory region sequence-specific DNA binding.